UCGCGAAAAAGCAACGUAAAUAUUUUCCCAAACUUCAUCAUUGGAUAAGCAAGAAAAUAAAUUUUCCGUGUAAUUUUUGAUGGCUUUCAUAAUUUGAUUUUCAAAUGCGAGAAAACAAGUUUACAUUUUCUGUCUGAAAUAGGACAUCGCAGAGACAACAAACGAACAAUGCGUUUAGCGUGUAUUUUCCCAUUGCAAAUCCUUGUUUCCAUAAAUAUAUCUGAUUGACUUAAAAUUUAAUGGUUUUAUGACAAAAAAUGCUUCGUUUUUUUAUAUGUUAUGAUGAUAGUGCUUCGGGAAAGUUAACAUGUCACGGAAAUUGGGCCCACGGUGUUAUAUAUCCUUCCUUUGCAUUUAGCCGUUUUUGUUUUACCAAGUCGAAUUAAUAAUCCUUCAUGUUACCAGAACUGAAAAUAUGUCAAUAUCACACGACCUGUUUUAAUUCUAUAUGCCAAACUUUUGAGGAAAAACCCCAACAUAAUUCAACCUGUAAACAAUCUCCUCCACUCGUUUUGAGUACCAAGAUGGCGGCCAACUGGCUUCAACCAAUCGACAUACCACUCGAUGUGUAUGCGCUAUCCAGUCUUUUUUGCUUUUAGAUCAGUGGUUUGAAUCGGAUAGAUUCGGAUUACAGUACUGUAUGUCUCUAAUCGAAUUUUUAAUUAUAAAAAAUAUACAAAAACAUUUUGGUUGUUCGUAUCGUAGUGUUUAUAUUUAUUAUUUAGUCAUUUACAAGGCACCUUUGCAACUCGGCAGGCAGUAAAAAUAUUUUGUUUUAAAUUAAAGCGCGUGCGUUUUAUUGUUCGCGUUUUCUAACGUGUUUAAAAUGAUCUAGAAUUUGAUGUUAUGGUGAAAAAGCCUACAAGUCUUAAAACUUGCUAAAAACGUAACGACUCGAAGUAAAAAUCUACUUCCGGGUUACGGUGCGCAUCGUUCCUCUGUGACCUUUUCAAAAUAAAGUCUUUUGUUUACAAUGAACGUAAACUGUCUCUGGGUUUUCACACUCACAUUUUCAAACAUUAACCUCAAUUCUCGAGGGGACUUCAGAGCCCUCGGCUGUCGUCCUCGGUGUCAGUAUUGAUUACUAGAGCGAAUUGUGAGCAUGUUGCUGUAUGUUGCUCUUCAUGUCGCGUUGGCGUUCACGUUCAGCUUUGGUCAAACCGGGACGCCUUGGGACUCCACAUAUGUCGCUGCUGUAUACGAGCACCGCGUGAUCCUCAAUCCGGAUCCCCAUGUGCCGGUUUCGAGGCUGGAAGCCCUCCGACACAUGCGCAAGAAUCUAGCCGUGUACGAGGAGCAAGCUGCCCUGGCUGCCCGCCAGGGUGCCCAAAUCGUGGUGUUCCCAGAAGAUGGUCUUCAUGGUUUCAACUUCAGCCGUGCGUCCAUUUCCGGUUACUUGGAGACCAUUCCUGACCCCCAAGUGGAUACGUGGAACCCGUGCGUGGAACCGGAAAGAUUCAAUAGUACGGAGGUUCAGCAGCAGUUGAGCUGCAUGGCUCGCCGCCACAACCUCUACGUGGUGGCCAACAUGCCCGACGUGCAGCCCUGCCCCCUGAAGUCGGACCCGACCUCUUCUUGCCCCGCGGACGGACGCUGGCAGUUCAACACCAACGUGGUUUUCAGGUCCGACGGACUGUUGGUGGCACGCUACCAUAAGCAGAAUCUUUAUUUUGAGGAAGCGUUUGACACCCCGCCACAGCCGGAGAUCAUCAGUUUUGACACCCCCUUUGCUGGGAAGUUUGGUCUCUUCAUCUGCUUUGACAUCCUCUUCUACGAGCCCAAGGUCACCUUGCAUGAGAGGGGUGUGCGUCAGAUGAUUUUCCCUACAGCUUGGAUGAACCAGCUGCCCCUCCUGGACUCCGUCCAGUUCCAGCGGGCGUUCAGUCUGGGCGCCGGCGUGACUCUGCUCGCUGCCAACAUUCGCAACGACCGACUCAUCAUGACAGGAAGCGGUAUCUACACUCCUUUCGGGGCCACCUACCACCACGCGCAGAGCGGAGACCCCGAGGAGGGCCGCCUGCUGGUGGCCAGGAUCCCCGUUUUGGGUGGGGCCGCAGAAUACGGCAAAGUCGAGGAGACCGCCACAGAUUCAGGAUACUGUCACCAUGAUGACUGUCCUUCCUCCCCACUGCCCUCCUCGACAUUCACUUCCACCAUGAUGUACGAUCCAUUCAAAUUUGCCCUGCUCAACGGCACAGAAGGCAACCUGAGGGUGUGCGACGGCACUUUCUGUUGUCGCUUGCAGUUCCAGCGCUCUCCGCAGACUAAAAGCGAUGAGCUCUAUGCACUGGGAGCUUUUACCGGAAAGCACACUGUCAACGGGGUUUAUGCUGUGCAGGUAUGCGCAGUGGUCCGUUGCGCGGGGUCCAAAGCCAGCUCCUGUGGGCAGGAAGUGGAAGAGGCGGAGACUCAAUUAGACUUUGUUCUGGAGGGAGAGUUUGCGAGCAAAUACGUGUACCCAUCAGUGCUGGGGAGCCGUUACAUCCUGGAGCAGCCACAACGUGUGGAGAAAAACAAAGACGGAAGGGUCACCUUGAAACAUUCAAACACGACGGCGGGGCUGGUCACUGCAUGCUUGUACGGACGUCUUUAUCACCUGGAUAAUGAGUGACGCACUGCAAGUCUGUCAGCGGACAACAAAACACAUUAAACCUGCACUUGACUGAAACUA
Messenger RNA from Syngnathoides biaculeatus (alligator pipefish), 2671 nucleotides. RefSeq names its product biotinidase (gene btd). Bases 1103 to 2611 code for a protein of 502 amino acids. The record is from RefSeq and is a predicted model, not a curated record. Gene Ontology annotation, molecular function: hydrolase activity, acting on carbon-nitrogen (but not peptide) bonds, in linear amides. The transcript has 6 exons. NCBI's taxonomy places the organism in Eukaryota, Metazoa, Chordata, Actinopteri, Syngnathiformes, Syngnathidae.